Molecule: messenger RNA, 249 nt
Organism: Nezara viridula (southern green stink bug)
Lineage: Eukaryota; Metazoa; Arthropoda; Insecta; Hemiptera; Pentatomidae
Source: the annotation of a GenBank genome assembly
AUGAUAACGCUGAGUUAUCUGAUAAGAGGAUCGACCAAUCAGAUUGCUCCAACGUGGAGGCUCGUCUUUGACGUAGUUGGCCACGCCCAGGACUGGUUCUCGGGUGUCAACGCGGAUCUCGAGCAACGUGACAUCGCUCAGGAGUACGGAGUGAAGGGAAGGAAUGCGACAACCUGUUGCUCGGAGUUGGUACGAGUCCCGUCUGAUCGCCUACGUCACCGGGGAGGUGUGGCGGCGAGCCCCCAGUGA